CCUUCUCAAUUUACUAAGUGGGAGAGACGAAGAGAAAGAAGAAAUGGAAAAAAGGAGCAUAGUUCUAUUUCUUUGCUUCAUUGUUAUGGCCAUGCCAAUGGUUCAAGACGUUGACUUAGGACCCAAAGCUGUUGAAAAAUGGUUCACAAAACUUCCCCAUGCAGAGCAAAAGGUAACCAAAUUUCAUUUUUAUUUCCACGACAUACUCAGAGGUAAGAAUCCAACUGCAGUUCAAAUAGCCCAGUCCAAUACAACUGCAAAAUCCCUAACUUUGUUUCGGUUUGUUGCAAUGAUGGAUGACCCAUUAACAGUUGGGCCAGAGCCCAAUUCAACAAUAGUAGGCCGAGCCCAAGGAAUAUAUGGUUCAGUUGAUAAAAAAGAAGGUGCCCUUCUCAUGAACCUCAACUUUGUGUUCACCAGUGGUAAGCUCAAUGGUAGCAUAUUGAGUGUACUUGGCCGGAAUCAUGUGUUUAAUGAGUAUCGUGAAAUGCCGAUCGUCAGUAAUUCUGGAGUUUUUCGGUUGGCUUAGCGAAUUGACCCUGCAAAGACUGUUUGGUUCAACAUAACCAAUGGGGAUGCUAUUGUUGAGUAUAAUGUUAUAGUCUUACAUUACUCACAUAUAGUCGUACAUUACUCACAAUAAUUUAAAGUUUUACAUGUUGAUUUUC
This is a messenger RNA of Nicotiana tabacum (common tobacco), 668 nucleotides long. RefSeq names its product dirigent protein 23-like. The record is from RefSeq and is a predicted model, not a curated record. Lineage: Eukaryota; Viridiplantae; Streptophyta; Magnoliopsida; Solanales; Solanaceae.